Messenger RNA from Porites evermanni, 801 nucleotides. The record is from the annotation of a GenBank genome assembly. NCBI's taxonomy places the organism in Eukaryota, Metazoa, Cnidaria, Anthozoa, Scleractinia, Poritidae.
AUGGUUCCAGUCCUUAUUAAUCUGCAAUUAGAUGCUAAGGCUCCGUCCACGGUGCUGAAGUACAAGUCUGGCUGGUUGCGGUGGCGCGAGCGGGCUCUGUCGAAGGUUGGCCUUCCGGUUAUUCCAGCAAAACCUUUGCAUAUCGCAUUGUUUAUCUCCGAGCUAGCUAAGCGUUCUUCCGAGAAUGACAUCGGUGUAUCUUCUAUAGAAUCUGCCAUUUAUGCUAUUAAGUGGGGCCACACAAUGGCCGGUUUUGAGGCUUGUCCUGUUAGCCAUCCCUUAGUUAAGUUUGCGUUAGAAGGCGCCAAAAGAAGGCUUGCCCGACCUGUUCAGCCUAAGGAGCCGCUGUCGGUUAGCACCGUACAGGCGAUUGCUACGCAUUUUGCCUCAAGCGCUUCACUUUCCGAUCUUCGUUUUUUAUUUAUUCUUUUAGUUGGUUUUGCAGGCUUUUUUCACAUUGACGAGAUUAGGAAUAUAGCACUUUGUGAUGUCUCAAUACAUAGUGAUCAUAUGUCAGUUUAUGUGCCUCAGCGCAAAAACGACCAGUAUAGGGAAGGCCACACUGCUUUUCUCGCUAGAACCGACAAGGUUACUUGUCCUGUAGCUGUGACUGAGCGGUUGAUUAAGCUUUUGCCACAGUCUUCCUCUGCUUUCCCAUUAGUUUGCAGAAUUGUCAAGAUAAGUCUAAGGAGUAUUUUCAUUGUAGUUUGGGUGUUUCUGUUUCCACUAAAAGGGAGGAAUUUAAGAAGCAUAUCAGGCCAUUUGUUAGUGAUAUUUCUAAGUACGGCACACAUAGUAUGA